This is a messenger RNA of Cricetulus griseus (Chinese hamster), 3893 nucleotides long. The record is from RefSeq and is a predicted model, not a curated record. NCBI's taxonomy places the organism in Eukaryota, Metazoa, Chordata, Mammalia, Rodentia, Cricetidae.
AUGUAGGUAGCUCUUUCGAACAACCUCUUGACCCAGUAGUUACAAGAAAGUCGUUUUAACUAUAUCCAUUCCACCAUGAGUGUGAAAAUAUGCACAAUUCCAAAGGUAUACCUAUGCUCAUGUGUAGUUACAGUUAUAACUGUAAAUGAAUUCCAGAUAUCUUUUGGUUGAGACUCAAUUUAUACAAGGGAAAAACUGAAAUCCCGAGUAGCCAAGUACUUUCCCCAAGGUGGCAAACCAUACUUGAACUAGAACUCAGUUCUACUGAUUCCUGAAGUCCAGUGUUCUCCCCAGCAUAAGGCACUGACUCAUUCAGUCCUAGUUUCUUCCUCUCUCCUAGAAAUUGUACCUCUUAAUUGGCAUCUCGGUAUCUCUUAAUGUUGGUCUACAUAUCUAUGUGCCUCCAUCAAAGAACACACCUGAGUACGUGUCUAUCUGCAAGUAUUUAUAAAGCAUAUCUUCAGGUGUUUAUGCCCCUUCUGGUAGGGAAAGCUCUAGAUAAUGACAGUACUCAAAGUUGGCAUCAGCAGUGAAGUCGGGGCAGACCUUCAAAGUCAAUGAUUAAUAAGCAGAUUUGGCUCUUUCUCCAAUCAACUCUAUUCCUGGAUCUUUGGGAAACAAGGCAAAAUUGUCAGGGUAGAACCAGAUAGUCAGAGUGAAACUUGGUUCCAGGACAGUAAAAGCAACCAAGACGCAAAACUGUAAGGAGCUAUGACGGAGUGACAGUGGGCUGUAGGCAAUAAGUGCUCAUGAGCUCGGGUUGGCAUGGAUAUCAUCUUAGUCUUCAGUCUAAUCAUUGCAUCGUAUGAUUCCAACAAGAUCGACCCCAGAGCGAGCAGCUGCCAAGUGGAACAGCUGCCCAGCCUCUUCCCAAAGGAUGUGAGAAGCCACAAGGAUUUGGUUAUAAGAGUUCUCCCAGAAAGUCACACAGAUAUCAAAGGGGCCCCGUCCAUCCAACAUCAGACUAUAACUACCCUGCAGUGCCUCCACUCUGGGAGGAGAGUGAGAGUCCACCUUGUACAUUCAGAGAGAAGGCCAAAGGUCAAGUAUAUGCUGAAGAACCUGAGAGUCCAUGCUGAUCUCCAUAGAAACAGCACGGCCUCCCCACGUUGUCACCUCAUGCCCACUUCCCAGUUUCAGAAUGGAUCCCUUCUAACAGCUUUCUUACCAGGGAUCUCUCAAUGCAAGAUCUACCCAGUGAAAGCCAGAUCUGCUUCAUCAGAGAUGGUGCCCAUCACUACCACCUCCAUAACUCUUAGAAGUAAAGGAGAGAGAACUACAAGCACUGAGGACUUUUCCAGCCCUUUGUCACAAGACGUAGAUGUGCACUUAAAGAAGAGGCAGAAAUGGAGCAUUGUCAUCAAAGCUCUUAUUGCUGCCACUCUGCUGCUCAGUGGAGUCAUCAUUAUAGUAUUUGUCAUCUUUGAAGUCCCAUGCCCAAGUCCAUGCCUCAGAGUCAGAAGGCUGUGCCAAUGCCUAUGGUUAUGGAGAAGGGAAAGGAAGGAAGAUCAGCAACCUGGGACAACUGAGUCCCAGUUGGGGUCUCAGCCUGAGAAGGGAAAUGUUCCUAACUCCUCAGACUCAAAGAAUAUCACAGGGGUCACUAUAAUCCACCAGACAUACUUCUGAGUUCUGCUUUGCCUCACUCUGAAUGCAAGGGAUGUCUUCUAUACCACCGUCUCCUUAUUGCAAAUCAUUACAGGAUGACUCUUGAAGCCCUUACACUCAAGUCUUCACUGGGACAUUAUAAUCAACAAUAUGACAGGACAGUGAAGGAAGACCCAGGGUUCACAGAGCUACCCUCAUGCCACUGCAGCUGACACAGACAAGCCUCUGUGAUUCACUUUGUAUAUCCAUAAAAAUGGGUUCUUUCCAUCCCAGCAAAUGAAGACAAAGUCCCUGCCUCCAAGGGUUACAUAUGGACCUUACUGCCUUCUCUGAUGAAAAACAAAACGCAGCCUUCAAAGAAAUAGAGCCAAGAGUGUGGCACACAUUCCACCUAUUCAGUUAUCCUCCCAGUUUUCUUCAUGCUCACUGGCUGUCACCUAGCUUACACCGGGGCUUCUGCUUUCCCAGGCUUACUAUUUAAUGAUGUAGCCUCUGUCACUACACAUAGUUAUCAACAACCUAGUAAAGGGAACCUAGCCUUAAGCAUUCCAACAGCCCUCCUAAUAAGUCAUUCCUGAAGAGUUUCAGGACAGCAGGAAUAUAGCAUUCAAAUGAAAUUGGAAAAUUCAGAAUUCCUAAAGGAUAUCUGAUAUUAUGUUUUUUUUUUCUUUUCCAGUACGUGAUUUGGACCAAGGUCCUCACACUGCAAGUGUUAUGCCACAGAUAUAUAUAUAUAUAUAUUAAGCCCUUUUUGUAAAGGUAACUUUUAUUUUGAGGUAGGUUCUCACCAGGUUACCCAGAGCCUGGAACUCUGCAUGAGUCUUGAAUUUUCAAUUCUCUUACUUCAGCCUCCAAGAGGAGCUGACAAUACAAGUUUGUACACCACACCUGGAUAUGCCUUAUUUAAUUUUUCAUUUUUUUGAGACAGGUUUUUAUUUAAGUAGCCCAGGCUGACCUCCAACUUGCUAUGUAGCUGAGGAUCACCUUGAAUUCCCGACCUUCCUGCCUCUACCUCCUGGGCAGGCAGUAUUUUACCAAUUACCUGAAUGUGGUUUUGAUAAGGACUCCAGAACCAAUGAUUAUGAUAAUGAUCCCACUCACAGGGGCAAAGCCAUAAGUAGAGUCUGACCUGCUUAAAUAAGACUGAAGCAGCUGACAUAGUGAAUGACAUCCUGCUUCUUUCCCAAGAAUGUGAAACCAUUCCAACUGCAAAAUGUUCCACCUUCUUUCAUGUGCAUAUUAUUCCACAUAGCCCAGGCUAGCAUUGAACUCCAUACUAUCCCAGGAUGACUUUCAGCUUAAGAUCCUUCUGUCUCCCACUUGCCAUGCACUGGAAUUACAGGCAUGUGUCACCAGGCCUGGCAAGUAAUUCUGUUUUCUCUGAGGAAAUUGUACACAAAGUCUAACCUUCCUCCUUUCACAUCCAGUACUGUCCCUAACAGGAAUCUUGAAAGUGCACUAACUAAGCAGGGGACAAGCUGAGCCAGGAGGAAAGGACAGACACAAAACAAUGGUGAUUCAAAGUUUCCUGGAAGAGCUGAAGAACCUCUCAAACUCCACAGAACCCAGUUUUGGCACAUAGCAGAAAGGGGACAAAAGACUAUGUAAGACGUUGGAUGCGAGGGUGGAUCAUUUGUACCCCACUGGUGACUCAAGUUUAUCUGGACACCUGCUACUUUGCUUGGCCAUAUACUUAAGCAAAAACGUAACUGUUCUUCCCCAGGUCUCUUAGAGGAAGUUAUUAAAAAGCUUCUAUUUGAUUCUAGGAUUAAUGCCAGCCUCCAUCCCCGUCCUCAUCUACAACAGAAUGUCCUAUAACCCGGAAACAUGAGAUUUCCUAGAAGAUGAAAGCUGUGGCUGAGUCUGUGCUCUUCUGCAAGAGUGAUAUUGGGGUAACGCCUGUACUGACUUUCUUCAUGGUAACUGACACGAUCAAAAUUAUGCAUUUUGUCUAGAGACUGUUGUCUUCCCUGGCAAAAGCAAGAAUCUUCUGAGCAUUUCCCCACUCCCUAAUCAGUCAACAGCUUCCAAUCCCUUCCCCGGUGGAGGGAGGAUUUUGGAAACUAGGAGAUGAGAGAGGAGGAGAAGAGGGCCCUGCUGUUUGGACUUUGGGAUGUGGUCUUCAGUCUGAAGAUUGCUCCAGAGUCAGACACAAAUGCUCAGGUCAUCACUCCGGAUGACACUCUAUAAAACACUUCAGUUCAACUGCCAAUGAGUCUUCUGCCAAUUGCCAAGAGUCUGCUACAAAUUCUUUCUCAUUAAAGAAUCAUAUUUUGCUUUUCUGA